Selaginella moellendorffii is the source of this 1563-nucleotide messenger RNA. Its product is annotated as pentatricopeptide repeat-containing protein At4g02750-like. The transcript is spliced from 2 exons. Lineage: Eukaryota; Viridiplantae; Streptophyta; Lycopodiopsida; Selaginellales; Selaginellaceae. The record is from RefSeq and is a predicted model, not a curated record. Bases 1 to 1563 code for a protein of 520 amino acids. Gene Ontology annotation, molecular function: protein binding; RNA binding. Gene Ontology annotation, biological process: RNA modification.
AUGGGAACCUCAGGGCAGGCAUUCUUUGCAGGGAUUCUCAAGAACAUCAAGAACCUGGACGAGUUGCGGCGUGUUCACGAUCGAAUCCAGAGCCGCCAAUGCCUCAAUCGCUUUCUCGCAAAUCUCCUGGUGCAAAUGUAUGGCAAGUGUGGGAGCCCAAGCGAGGCAAGGCAGGUGUUCGAUGCCAUCAAUCCGAAGAACGAUUUCUCGUGGAGUAUCAUGCUCGGUGCCUACACAAGCAACGGCGACAUGGACAAGGCCAAGGAGGUUUACGACACAAUGCCGGAUCGCAGCGUGGUGGCCUCAAACGCGAUGAUAACAGCAUAUGCCCAAGGUGGGCAAAGUUACAAGGCAGAGCAGCUCUUUAGGGGCCUGGAAAAGCGAGACAACGUGUCGUGGAACGCACUAAUACGAGGUUUCACACAGAAUGAUGAAAUCUUUCAUGCAAAUUUAGUGUACUAUAGAAUGCCAAGGUGGUGUGCAGUGUCGUCGACGAUCAUUGUUACUGCAUUUGCCGGAAAAGGGCAUUUGCAGGCGGCAAAAGCUAUUUUUGACAGUAUGCCUGAGAAGAAUGUUGUUUCAUGGACGGCUAUGUUGACUGGCUAUGCACAAAACGGCAAGAUGGGCGAUGCUUGGAAUUGUCUGGUUGAAAUGCCUUCAAGGGAUUCUGCAUGCACGGACGCGGAAGCCCACGACGAAGUGAGAAUCUUGUUCGAAUCCAUCCCGGAAAAGAGCGUUGUGUCGUGGACGACGCUGCUGGCGGUGUAUGCAAAUGCAGGAGACUACGAUCGAGCCAAAGCCACCUUCGACUCCAUUCCCGACAAGAACAUCUGCUCGUGGAACGCGAUGAUUCAGGCGUGUGCCGUGAGUGGAAAACUCUCGCAAGCAAAGGCACUGUUUGAUAGAGUUUCCGAGCCCAAGAGUGUCGUGACAUGGACGACGCUGGUGGGAGCCUACGCUCUGGCGGGACGGGUCUUGGAUUCCAAGCUCGCGUUCGAUCGGAUGCCCGAGUGGAGCACAGUCUCCUGGAACACCCUCCUCGCUGGCUACGCUCGAAACGGAGCCACGAGCGACGCCAAGCUCACGUUCGAGCAAAUGCCCGAGAGGAAUCUCGUGUCGUGGAACGCGAUGGUGGGAGCGCUCGCCCACAGCAGCGAAUUCAGCGACGUGGCCGGCCAUCUCUUCCGGGAGAUGAUGCAGACCGGGGUGAGACCCAACGCGGUCUCCUUCGCGGCCAUUCUCGUGGCGUGCACCCACAAGGGAAGCGUGGACGACGCCCGCCACCAUUUCCUGGCGAUGCAAUCGGAACACGAGGUGGAGCCGCUGAGGGAGCACUUUUGCUGCUUGGUCGAUCUGCUGGGACGGGCCGGAAAGCUCGACGACGCCAUGGAUCUCAUCCAAACCAUGCCAUUCCUUCCAAACGACGUGGAGUGGGCUUCGCUGCUCGCGGCAUGCAAACGUUACAGCAACCGAGACCUUGCGGAACAAGCAGCAAAAGAGCUACUGGCGCUCAAGCCCCAAGAUCCUCCGUCGUAUGUCUCAGUCGCGGCUGGAGUCGUUUGA